UUGAUUUUCCCGGAACAUCAUCCGGGAAUUCACAGCCUUUGCCUUUCCCCGUUUUUCAUUUCUCCUUCUUCUCAACAAUGGGGGCCUGUUGCAGCAUAGAUGCCAAAUUUGGAACGUCAAGGGAUGUAGAAGACGACCAUGUGGAAGACAGGGAUUACGACCGUGAGGAGGAGGAUGAUACUAGAAUCGGCGAUGGUGGGGCCAUUAUCAGGUUCCAGGGAUCUACUUGGUUCACAUCAAUGUAUACCCGUCAGGGCAGAAAAGGUGUCAACCAAGAUUCCCUCACUAUUUGGGAGAACUUCACCGGGGAGAAACAGAUGUAUUUUUGUGGUGUGUUUGAUGGCCAUGGUCCCUCUGGUCACAAGGUUGCGCGCCAUGUACGUGACAAUUUACCUUUGAAGAUUUCUAGAAUAAUCAAGCAUUCGAAAUGCAGCAAAUACAACAGUGCCGGAGAAAGUUAUUCUGGUAAUGGUAGUGGCACAAAAGAGAGUGAAGCUGAUGAUUAUCGUCAAAAUCCAUUCUUUACAUCCUGGGAGAACAAUUUAACACAAGCGUUUGAAGAAUUGGACGAAGAAAUUUGCCUCGACAACUCUCUUGAUAGUUUCUGCAGUGGUAGUACUGCUGUAACUGUCAUUAAACAGGGUGAGCAUUUGAUAAUUGCCAACUUGGGGGAUUCCCGUGCAAUUCUUUGUACUAGAGGUGAUAAAAGCCAACUUGUUCCCGUACAACUUACAGUUGAUUUGAAGCCUAGUUUACCAAGUGAGGCUGGCAGAAUCCUAAAUGCCGGGGGCAGGAUUUUUGCAAUGGAUGAAGAACCAAGUGUGUUUAGAGUAUGGAUGCCAGAGGAAGACUGCCCUGGCCUAGCCAUGGCCAGGGCUUUCGGUGAUUUCUGCCUUAAGGAUUUCGGCCUCAUCUCCAAUCCUGAGGUUUAUUAUCGAAAGAUUACAAGAAAAGAUGAAUUUGUAGUUCUGGCAACAGAUGGGAUUUGGGAUGUGUUGACGAACAAUGAUGUCAUCAGGAUAGUUGCUUCUGUAAAGAACCGAGGGAUGGCAGCUAAAAUUCUGGUGUAUUACGCUGUCCGGGCGUGGAGAAGUAAGUAUCCAGGAUCCAAGGUAGAUGAUUGUGCAGUUGUAAUCUUGUUCUUGAAGAAGCGACCAUUGAUAGCCAAAUCCAAGUCUAGCUCGAGCCAGAGCGGUAUAAGUCAUCAGAGUCUGGAUUCUUCAGUUCCUCUAGGCUCUGGAGACAAGAAGUGUGAUGAAGGCGAGACAGUACUAGAUUGCCAGAUUGAUCAAGAGAAGAUUGAUAAAUUGAAAGCAAGUGGUGCUGCUCGGUUUGGCAGUUUGAGCAGGAGGAAAACAACCAAGGAUUUGCAAAGUGAUCAGAUUCAAUGAUGAUCUCCUUAAUCUUUUUUUUUUUUCCUUAAAUCUGAUUUUUUUUUUCUGGGUCAUUGAAAGAGAUGCAGGUGCACAUUGGUGGGGGGACAGAAAGAAAUAUACGAUUCAAUUCAUU
Messenger RNA from Rubroshorea leprosula, 1509 nucleotides. The record is from the annotation of a GenBank genome assembly. Lineage: Eukaryota; Viridiplantae; Streptophyta; Magnoliopsida; Malvales; Dipterocarpaceae.